Penicillium hordei is the source of this 741-nucleotide messenger RNA. RefSeq names its product ketopantoate reductase family protein. The record is from RefSeq and is a predicted model, not a curated record. The transcript is spliced from 3 exons. The coding region runs from base 1 to 741 and encodes 246 amino acids. Gene Ontology annotation, cellular component: cytoplasm. Gene Ontology annotation, molecular function: oxidoreductase activity. NCBI's taxonomy places the organism in Eukaryota, Fungi, Ascomycota, Eurotiomycetes, Eurotiales, Aspergillaceae.
AUGUGCUUUGAUUAUGUGGUUAUCACGUCCAAAAAUACCCCAGAUUACCCGCUGACCAUAGCAGAUUUGGUCGAUCCUGCUACUGCUCUCGUUCAGAAUGGGUUGAAUAUUGAAACGCCAUACCUACAAAGGUACACCGACAGUAUAUGUCUCUCUAGUGUAAGCCUGAUCGGACCCCAUAAAACAGCACCAGCUGUCAUUGAGAAUGAAGGCCACAAUUGGCUUAUUAUCGGUCUCAUCAGUUUGGCAAGCUGUACUGGAGGCGGGAAAACAGAUUGUACCUUCAUUCCUGAUGUUCCAUUCCAUCGAUGGCAGAAGCUGGCUUAUAACGUAUGUCUGAAUCCCAUUUGUGCAAUAACAGGAUUGGACACAGGACGCAUUCGGCUUGCGGAAGACACUGUGUCCACUGUGCUGCGACCUGCAAUGCAAGAAAUUGUGGCUGCUGCAAAGGCUGUAGGAGUCAUUCUUCAUUCGGGAAUUGAGGAUCGAAUGAUCAAUAUAGAUCCUUUAACCAUGUAUCUCCGGCCAAGCAUGCUGGAGGAUGUUCAAAAGGGCAAUCUUGUUGAAUUUGAGACGCUCGUCGGGGAGCCGUUAAGAGAAGGCUUAUCAUGCGGGGUGUCGAUGCCAACAUUGACAGUCUUAUAUCGCCCCCUGAAGGCUAUGCAGUGGAGGUUGAAGAAGCAAAGGGGAAUAAUCGACGUUCCCGCAAAGGGCGAAUACCUCAAUGAUGGCUUGAAAUAA